UAGAAAGUUGUCUAUGAUUGUUAUUUCACUUUGGUUCCGAUGUCGAAAUAACAGUGAAAGUCAUUAGAAACAAUAAAAAAUUCACGAAAAUGAAUAAAUUAAAAUCGUCACAGAGAGACAAAGUUAAAAAGUUCGUCGCUUUUACGCAGACAAGUGAGAGCACGGCGAUAUACUGUUUGUCUCAAAAUGACUGGAAACUGGACCUGGCGAGCGACAACUACUUUCAGAAUCCAGAGGCUUACUACAAGGACCCCGUCAAGGCGUCUGUGGACAGAAAAAAGCUCGACCAACUGUUUACAAAGUACAAAGACCAGCAGGAGAACGACAAGAUCACUGUUGAUGGUGUUAUGAAGUUUUUAGAAGAUCUUAAUUUAAGUCCUGAGUCAAUUUUAGUUCUUAUAAUAGCAUGGAAGUGUAAAGCAGCAGUGCAGUGUGAGUUUACGAAGGAUGAGUUCACGACUGGUCUCAUAGAGCUUGGAGUGGAUAGCAUAGACAAAUUAAAAGGGAAACUACCAACACUGGAGACAGAAAUAAAGGAUCAAAACAAAUUCAAAGACUUUUAUCAUUUUACAUUCAAUUAUGCAAAGAAUCCGGGACAGAAAGGUCUAGAACUGGACAUGGCGAUAGCCUAUUGGAAUAUUGUGCUCCGUGGGAGAUUUAAGUUCCUAGAUGCUUGGUGUAAAUUUCUCACGGAGCACCAUAAAAGAUCCAUACCAAAAGACACAUGGAAUCUACUGCUAGACUUCGCGACACAGAUCGACGAUGGCAUGAGCAACUAUGACGCGGAGGGCGCGUGGCCGGUGCUCAUUGAUGACUUCGUGGAGUGGUGCCAGAAGCAGGGUCUGACCGCGGACGCGGUUAAAACGGAGCCGGCGUCUGGCUAGCUGAGCUCGCACAGGCGAGAGACGGCACGCGAGCUCGUUGACGAGGCCCCCUUGGCCCGAUCCAAGAUGGCCGCCUGCUGCGCAUAUGCCGCGCUGCUGCUCUCCCGCUUCGUGCUCUACGGUCUCGAGCUGUGUACAGUCGAGUGGCUCGCUAUCCUAAUAGUUUUCGAGUUGUGUAGCUGACUAAAUCGUGACGUGACAAGAGUGGACGCUGCUGGGAAUUUCAUUUGGCACCGUGAAUCUGGAACUCUAGUCGGCGAGGUUCAUUCGGACAAGGUGUUCGAGUUUCAAUAGUUUAUAGUAAUGGUUAUGAUCGAGAGUGUUUACUCAGUGCUGUAAAAUGUAGAAUGUUUCUUGCCAAUUGAAAUUUCCAUGUGUAAGUUAUUCUUCACUCAACUGUAUAUAGCUCUCGUACUAUUCGUCCGUUAGGUAAAUUCUUGUUGACCUGUCUUAACAAAUUAAAUGAAUAGGAGUUUUUUUGUUCAAUAAUUGAAAGUUAUUUAUAAUAAGAAUUUUUCAAAAAUUAUCUCUGAAUUUCUCAACUUGGUUUUCUUACGUUAUAGAAUAGUAUGCCGUUUAAAAUUUAAGAUGUAAAUAUGUAUAUACACAUUAAUGAUAUUACAUUUUUUUUUAAUUAUAACAAGCUUAGAUUUUUCUGUUUUAGUUUUUUUAGCUUCCCAAUUUCGACAAGAUUGUAAUGCUGAUAUAUUGAUUUCAAUAAUUAUAAUAAUAAAAUUAACUCAUAUAUUUGCUCAUUUAUUUGAUGUUGGAAUUGUCACGUUGUGUUAUAUGCCUAAAGUGAUUUUGUUUAUUUAAUUAGUUUCGGGUUGAGUGCAAUUUUGACACGAAUAAAUGUGCAAUAAGGUUCAAUUUUCUGUCACUGUUUCAAUUCUGGAAUGUUGUAUGUUAAUCUUGAAGUAACAAUUAAAUCGUAAUUCAUUGGAAGAAUGUUUAUGCAUUGUAUAGAGAUGAAAGAUAGAUUCCAAGUCACAUAGAAGGUAAUUAAAAUCUAGUUCACUUUUAAAUAUAAUAUAGAGUUGUGCACAUCACACAGGAGUAUCCUCUUAGGAAUACCUCAAAGGAAUUGACAAUUUACUAAGUAAUUUGACAUAAAUACAUGUAAAAGAAGUGAAUAGAAGUAACUGACAAUGGUGUUACACCAUAUUUGUAAGCGACUAAUAUUUUGUCGUUGUUGGAAAACGCAACCACUGAAGAGCCAUUAAAAUGAUAAGACAAAGGAGGUUUGAGUACAUAAUAUUUAUCAUCUAAUAUUGUACCUAUAUACCUACCUACUUGAAAAGGAGGACGUAUAUUCUAGAAUCGACAAUACGGUCUUAUUAACAUCGUAGAGAGUUUACCAAUUAUAUUUGGAAAUGGUCAAACUAAAUGCAGUUGUGCGUUCAUGGCACUAGUGGCGUAAUUUCUUUUAUUGAGACUA
Messenger RNA from Spodoptera exigua (beet armyworm), 2322 nucleotides. NCBI's taxonomy places the organism in Eukaryota, Metazoa, Arthropoda, Insecta, Lepidoptera, Noctuidae. The record is from the annotation of a GenBank genome assembly.